Messenger RNA from Sesamum indicum (sesame), 4265 nucleotides. RefSeq names its product RING/FYVE/PHD zinc finger superfamily protein. Gene Ontology annotation, molecular function: chromatin DNA binding; histone binding. The record is from RefSeq and is a predicted model, not a curated record. Gene Ontology annotation, biological process: regulation of DNA-templated transcription. Gene Ontology annotation, cellular component: nucleus. NCBI's taxonomy places the organism in Eukaryota, Viridiplantae, Streptophyta, Magnoliopsida, Lamiales, Pedaliaceae.
UCCCCAAAAGUUAACCACUCCAAACCAAACCCUCUUCUCCUUCUUUCCCCUAAAUUACAAUUUCAAAAUCAAAUCAAUUUUUCCUCGCAAUUCACCACUCUCACUCUUCACUCACUCUGUCAUUCCAUCACCAAAUCGGAAUUUCGCCGUAGCUCUGUCCCCGGAUGGGGCAGCCGUCUUUGCCGCCUCCACCGAUUGCCCCCCCGCCACCGCUGCCGCUACCGCCACCGGCUCAAGUUGGCGCCGUCGCCACCGGGGGGUGCCAGGUGCGUUGCGCUGGUUGCAAGAUGGUACUCACCGUGCUGCCUGGCUUGACCGAGUUCGUUUGCCCUACAUGCCAGUUGCCCCAGAUGCUACCACCUGAACUGAUGCGGUCUACCCAGGCCCAGGCCCAACAGCAGAGGAGUGCUCCGGCCCAUGGCAUUGAUCCGACUAAGAUCCAGCUACCCUGUGCCAACUGCAAGGCUAUACUCAAUGUACCCCAUGGAUUGUCGCGCUUUAAUUGCCCCCAGUGCCUCAUUAGUCUCGCUGUUGAUCUCUCCAAGAUUGGGCAAGUUUUACCUUCAGUCCGUCUUCCCAUGCCUCCUGAAGAAGUCAAUGAGGUGGCCAUUGAAGUGGAGCGGGAAGAAGAUGAAGGUGGCUUGGUUGGAGAAACGUUUAUGGAUUAUCGGCCUUCUAAAUUGUCCAUUGGUCCACCCCAUCCAGAUCCCAUUGUGGAGACAUCUUCCUUGUCAGCUGUACAGCCUCCAGAACCUACUUAUACUCUCAAGAUUAAGGAUGACUUAGAAAGUUCAAAGGCACUGUCGUGCUUGCAGAUUGAAACAUUGGUCUAUGCUAGUCAGAGGCAUCUUCAGCACCUCCCAAAUGGUGCCAGAGCUGGAUUUUUUCUUGGAGAUGGUGCUGGUGUGGGUAAAGGAAGGACAAUUGCUGGGUUAAUAUGGGAGAAUUGGCAGCAUGGGCGCAGAAAAGCAUUGUGGAUUUCUGUUGGUUCAGACUUGAAAUUUGAUGCUAGAAGAGACUUGGAUGAUGUUGGUGCUACAUGCAUUGAAGUGCAUGCUCUUAACAAGCUUCCUUACUCUAAACUCGAUUCGAAGUCUGUUGGUGUCAAGGAGGGAGUUGUUUUCUUAACAUAUAGCAGCCUCAUUGCAUCUUCUGAGAAAGGUCGUUCCCGUUUGCAUCAGCUGGUGCAAUGGUGUGGACAAUUUGAUGGACUCAUUGUAUUUGACGAGUGUCACAAAGCAAAAAAUCUGGUCCCUGAAGCUGGAGGGCAGCCAACAAAGACAGGAGAAGCCGUUCUUGACAUUCAGGCCAGGCUUCCUCAGGCUCGCGUCAUUUACUGUUCGGCAACUGGUGCUUCUGAACCACGCAAUAUGGGUUAUAUGGUUCGCCUUGGUCUUUGGGGAGCCGGAACAUCUUUUCCUGACUUCCGUGAAUUCUUAGGUGCACUGGAGAAAGGGGGUGUUGGAGCUCUGGAACUUGUUGCUAUGGAUAUGAAAGCAAGGGGGAUGUAUGUUUGUCGCACACUGAGCUACAAGGGUGCCGAGUUUGAAGAUGUUGAAGUUCCACUAGAGGACAACAUGAUGGAUAUGUAUGGGAAGGCAGCAGAAUUUUGGGCAGAGUUAAGAGUGGAAUUACUAUCAGCUAGCAUGUUUCUCGCCAAUGAGAAGCCUAAUCCAAGUCAACUCUGGAGACUGUACUGGGCAAAUCAUCAGCGCUUCUUUAGACACAUGUGCAUGUCAGCUAAAGUUCCUGCGGUGGUUAGACUUUCUAAACAAGCAUUGGUGGAAGAUAAGUGUGUGGUCAUAGGCCUACAGAGCACUGGAGAGGCACGAACUGAGGAAGCCGUGACGAAAUACGGUAUAGAACUUGAUGAUUUUGUCUCUGGGCCUCGUGAAUUAUUGCUGAAAUUUGUUGAGGAAAAUUAUCCCCUUCCAGAUAAGCCUGAACCACCUCCUGAGGACAGUGUGAAAGAGCUACAGAGAAAGAGGCACUCAGCUGCACCCGAUGUUUCAUUUGCGGGGAGAGUGAGGAAAGUUGCUAAGUGGGAUGCUGAAAGUGAAGAAGAAAGCGAGUGGCAAUCUGAAACUGACACUGAACCUGAAACUGAAUCUGAUGAUGAGUUUCAGAUCUGCAACAUUUGCAAUUCUGAGGAGGAAAGGAAGAAGUUGCUUCAGUGUUCCUGCUGCAGCCAGCUUGUUCAUCCUUCAUGUCUGAUUCCACCAGUUGUAGAAGUAAUAUCUGGGGAUUGGUCUUGUCACUCCUGCAAGGAGAAGACGGAGGAAUAUCUCCGAGCUAGACAAGCCUAUUAUGAAGAACUGCUGAAGAGAUAUGAAGCAGCCCUGGAUCGUAAAUUGAAAAUCCUAGAAAUAAUACGUUCAUUGGAUCUUCCUAACAAUCCAUUGGAUGAUAUUAUUGAUCAGCUUGGAGGCCCUGAUAAAGUAGCAGAGAUAACAGGGAGACGAGGCAUGCUUGUGAGGGCUUCUGGAGGAAAAGGUGUCACUUAUCAGGCACGAAACACGAAGGAUAUCACCAUGGAAAUGGUGAAUAUGCAUGAAAAGCAGCUGUUCAUGGAUGGCAAAAAGCUGGUAGCUAUCAUUUCUGAGGCUGGAUCUGCUGGUGUUUCUUUGCAAGCAGAUAGAAGAGCAGUCAAUCAGAAAAGAAGAGUUCAUUUAACUCUAGAACUACCUUGGAGUGCAGACCGAGCAAUUCAACAGUUUGGGAGAACUCACCGUUCAAAUCAAGCGUCGGCACCUGAGUAUAGGCUGCUUUUCACAAAUCUUGGUGGUGAACGCCGGUUUGCAUCCAUUGUUGCCAAGAGACUUGAAUCUCUGGGAGCGUUAACCCAGGGAGACCGAAGGGCUGGACCAUCUCUCAGUGCUUAUAAUUAUGAUAGUGCCUAUGGGAAGAGGGCCUUGAUGAUGUUGUACAGGGGACUCAUGGAACAGGAGCCUUUGCCAAUUAUUCCACCAGGGUGUUCACUUGAAAAACCUGACACAGUACAAGACUUCAUUCUGAAGGGAAAAGCUGCCCUUGUGUCUGUGGGAAUAAUUAGAGAUUCAGUUCUUGGUAAUGGGAAGGAAUCUGGAAAGAUUUCUGGUCGUAUAGUUGAUUCGGACAUGCAUGAUGUUGGGCGUUUCCUCAACCGCCUCUUAGGACUCCCACCUGAGAUUCAGAAUAGGCUGUUUGAGUUAUUUGUUGGCAUCCUCGAUCUUCUUAUUCAGAAUGCACGUGUUGAAGGGCAUUUGGACUCUGGUAUUGUUGACAUGAAAGCUAAUAGGAUUGAGCUGCAGGGAACACCAAAGACUGUUCAUGUUGACAGUAUGUCUGGGGCGUCCACUGUGUUGUUUACUUUUACGUUGGAUCGAGGAAUGACAUGGGAGUCUGCUUCCACAUUGCUUGAGGAGAAGCAAAAGGAUGAGUCUGGUUCAAGUAAUAAUGGAUUCUAUGAAUCAAGAAGAGAAUGGAUGGGAAAGAGGCAUUUUAUAUUAGCAUUUGAAAAUUCUGCUUCCGGAAUGUACAAAAUAUACCGUCCAAACCUCGGGGAGUCUAUCAGGGAGAUGCCUCUAGCGGAACUAAAGGAUAAAUACAGAAAGCUGUCUGCUUUAGAGAAGGCUCGUAGUGGCUGGGAAGAUGAAUAUGAAGUUUCGUCCAAACAGUGCAUGCAUGGUCCCAACUGUAAGCUGGGCAACUUCUGCACUACAGGUAAAAGGCUACAGGAAGUGAAUGUUUUAGGCGGCCUCAUUCUUCCGGUUUGGGGAACUAUUGAAAAAGCGCUUUCCAAGCAGGCUCGCCAAAGCCAUAAAAGGAUCAGAGUUGUGCGAAUAGAAACCACCUUGGACAAUCAACGAAUUGUUGGAUUGCUCAUCCCAAAUGCAGCCGUGGAAUCGGUGCUUCAAGAUCUGGCCUGGGUUCAGGACAUUGAUGAUGAGUGAGAGCCAGAGGUAAAAUGUACUUUUGCCAUUUCUCCGAGAAGGGGUCUUAAUCAACUUAUGAUUUAUGCUGGGAGGUGCUACAGAGUUGCACUUUUUGACUUGCUUUGGGCGAGGCCAGCCAUGAGCCGGCAGUGAAAGAAAUGUAAUUUUUGAGUUUUGUGGUCAAACAACGUCAAUGCAUAUAGCAGCAUUGUCCAUAUUCCAUUAUUUAGGGCCCAUUCCUCGGCAUAUGCAUAUUUGUUUUUUGUAUAUCAUAUGCAUUAUUAUAGUAGGCAAGAUAAGAAGAUUGUAACAUUCACUGUUCAUCUCAGAGAAUAUAUAUUCAAAUACAAA